UUCACCAAUUUCCCAGUGCCUCGUUUUCUUCUCUCCUCGUGCUUUUUCUCCCUUAAAACCCCUCGCCGCCGACGGCCUCGCCGGAACCCUAGUCUCGUAAACUUAACUGGGUCGAUCGUCGGCGAGGCGGUCGGUACCAGGGUCUCUACGCUACGCGCGUCGUGAUCGCCGUAUCGGUGGUGCCGCAGCCAUCCCGCCGGAGACCAUGUCGGGAGGUGGCCGGCCACAGGUGGCACGGAAGGUCGUGCAGUCGGUGCAGAGGCGCGUCCCUCUCGCGCCGAGGCUCCCGCCCAUCGCCGUCCCCAGCGAAUACCACCGGUUCCCCGUGCCGUUGCCUUCCGCCGCCGCGGCAGCAGCAUCCCGGGGCAGCGUUCGCGGCGAUAUCGAGGAGGGGAUCGUCACCACGAAGCCUCUAAAAAGAAAGGCUCCAUGUCAAAAAAGUGAUGCUGCUGAGUUAACUAGAAGGGUAAUGACCAGCCCUGGGUUUACAGAAGGACUUGGCAGUCCACUUACGACUCCAGUCUCUGGAAAAGCUUCUAGGACAUACAAGUCAAAGGCUAAAUGCAGCAAAUCUGGACCUCAGACCCCUAUCUCAAAUGCUGGUUCACCUGGCAACCCACUCACUCCUGCUGGUUCUUGCCGCUAUGACAAUUCACUAGGACUGUUGACCAAAAAGUUCAUUAAUUUGCUCAGGCAGGCUGAAGAUGGCAUCAUAGAUUUGAAUGACGCUGCAGAGACGUUGGAUGUUCGAAAAAGGCGCAUCUAUGACAUCACAAAUGUCCUUGAAGGAAUUGGGCUGAUAGAGAAGAAGAUUAAGAACACAAUCCAUUGGAAAGGUUUAGAUGGCUCGGGAAGUAACUCAGAUAAUGUAGUUUCAGUUCUACAGACAGAAGUUGAAAACCUUAAUCUCCAGGAGGAAGUAUUGGAUGAACAUAUAAGUGAAAUGCGUGAAAAGAUAAGGGAAUUCAUUGAAGAGGAAAGCAAUCAGAGGUGGCUGUACCUUACCGAGGAUGACAUCAAGGGAUUACCCUGCUUUCAGAAUGGAACAUUAAUCGCAAUAAAAGCACCUGAUGGUACUACACUGGAAGUACCAGAUCCUGACGAGGCUGGUGAUUAUAUCAAAAGGAGAUAUCGAAUAGUAAUAAGGAGUACAAGGGGUUCAAUCGAUCUUUACUUGGUUAGCAAAUUUGAUGAGAAAAUAGAGGAGCUGGUUGAUGUUGCAACACCUCCAAGGCAAGCAGGUCUGGCAACACCUACUUCCAUGAAGGGCUUCAGAGCAAUAGAAGCUGGACAAAGCAGCGGAGCAAAGGACAUGUCGCCAAAUAUUCAGUAUAUCCACAAAACUCCAGAUCUAAAUGCUCAAGAUUUUGGAGGGGCGACGAUCACUCCAGAAGUUGAUACUGAUGCCGAUUACUGGAUUCUUACUGAUGGUGAUGAUGUUAGCAUUACUGAUAUGUGGAAAACAGCAUCAGAAGUGCAGUGGGAUCAGUUCUUAGCUAAAGAGGUGACUACUACCCCAUGCGCACUCAAGCAACAGCCAGCACUUGCGGGUAAACCUACAGUUGUACGUCCCACCCAUGGAUAACCAAGGAGAUAUCUUGGAACGACCAAAUUCUUUUUGGGGAAAGCAAAUGUUCUUCUUGGUACUCUUUGGAGGCUGGUGUUUUCUAUCAAAUUCUGCAUCCUUUCUUGGAAAAGGAAGGACGACAUGACAGUGGUCAAGAUAUACAGCCGGAGAUUGGCAUUUUGUUGAGGUCUGGCCAUAUGUGUUCAGUAACGUUUUGCUUCGCCGUGCCUUCAUAGUUUCAGUACGCCCUUUGAGUUAGGCAUAUGUAUGUUAAGGCGCUGCUGUUUUGCUUCAUCGAGCGACAUUUUGCCAACUUAAGUUAACCCCUGGGAAGGUCUUGCUGGUAUCUGGUUCUCCCUUGAAAUGACGCCACGAAAGUGUAAAUAUUCUGCAACAUGUCACAUGUGUACAAAAGGUAAUGCAUUAUGAACUUAUAUAUGACCUAUGUUGAGUAACUUGUGAAAAUCUCAGGCGGAAGAUUGUACUACUACUACAAGGCAUGUCGCCAUGCCUCCUGGUUUCCUCACUUGCUGGCAGCAGAUCCUAGCUAAAACUAGAUAUAUUUGCCAUGACUGCACUAUUAACCUCUGAGACAUUGCAUUUACUAAUUAUUCCGUGCCAUUUUGAAAGAGCGGCAGCAAA
Molecule: messenger RNA, 2209 nt
Organism: Brachypodium distachyon (stiff brome)
Lineage: Eukaryota; Viridiplantae; Streptophyta; Magnoliopsida; Poales; Poaceae
Product: transcription factor E2FA
Exons: 14
Coding region: 206-1585 (459 amino acids)
Biological process (GO): regulation of transcription by RNA polymerase II
Cellular component (GO): RNA polymerase II transcription regulator complex
Molecular function (GO): DNA-binding transcription factor activity, RNA polymerase II-specific; RNA polymerase II cis-regulatory region sequence-specific DNA binding; protein dimerization activity
Source: RefSeq, a predicted model, not a curated record